AGCAAAGCGUCACUAAACUUGGCAAACAAGCUCUUCCCCUUCUUCUGCAAGUUUGUUUCGCCUUUAUAUACGUGUGAAACUCCUCAUUUCUCUUCAUUUCCUUCUCUUUAUCCCCCUUUCGUUUGCUUUCCCUCUUCCCAAGUUGUAAUUAUCUCUGCCCUGCUUAUCAGAGUUUAACUUGAUUGUUCAGGUAAUCCUCUUUUGGGUUCAGAUGAAAAGCGAGAUGAAUACUCCCUUGACGUUGGAAGAAGGGUUGAAGAAAAUAGAAGAUGCCAUUGCAAGGAAGAGGUUGAUCUCUGAUGCCCAGUGUGUCACUCCAUUUACUACCGCAGAAAAUAUGCUGAUAUACGAUUGUGUUUACAAGCUGUGCACCCAGAAGCGUAACUACGCAGAGCAUAUUUAUGAGAAAUAUGUGAGCUAUUUAGAAGAGAGAAUUAUGGAAAAGGUAAUUCCAAGAUUGUUGGGCAAACAUGGGGUAGCGCUGUUGAAAGAAGUAACACAAUCUUGGUCAGAGUUUAAGGCCUUUGCAGACUCUAUAUAUAAGUUGUUUGAAUACUUGGAUCGUUUCUAUGCUCCAAGUAAAGGACUUUUAUUACUUGCUGAUGCCCCAAAACAUUACUAUGGCAAUCAGGUUUGCGAGAGGCUAUGUGGAAAAAUUCAGGAAGCUGCGAUAAGCUUGAUUAUUGAAGAUCGUGAGGGGAAGGAUAUUGAUCGAAAUCUGCUCAAAGCUGUGCUUUGUUUAUUUAUAGGAUUAGGAGGCAAAGGAACCACAAAUUAUUAUGAAAAAUUUGAGCAGAUAAUGCUGGCAGAAACUGCAGCUUACUACUCUGAGUUGUCCAUGGAGUGGUGGUUUUGGCGCGAUUCAUUAACUUCCUACCUGCGCAAGGUUGAUUGGUGCUUAGUUCAGGAGGAAGCCAGAGCAGAAGUUUAUCCUUGCAAGACAACAAAAACAAAAUUACUGGAGGUUAUGAAAUAUAUAUUGCUGGAACGAAAUGCCAAGAGAUGGGCUCAGAAGCAAAAGGCUAAUGGGGUAGCAGCUGAAGAUCAGGAACUUCUGUCGAAGUAUGCUAGCUUAAGCCUUGAUAUAGGUAGCAGUGCUUCUGUGGCCACAGCAACAGACCAUUGAUAUUUGCACUUAAAAGGGUUUUUAUUGCAGAGCAUCUUUUUGCUGCAGGCCUUGUGUGGAAUAUGGUUCUGGUAGUUUAUGUAUUAGUGCAAGUACAUAUGGUUUGUAAUAACUAAACGAGCUACUGAUACAAUGGUGUAUAGGUUAAAUUUAAAUUCUGGUUUGCCCUA
Hevea brasiliensis (rubber tree) is the source of this 1296-nucleotide messenger RNA. RefSeq names its product cullin-1. Gene Ontology annotation, cellular component: cullin-RING ubiquitin ligase complex. The coding region runs from base 212 to 1126 and encodes 304 amino acids. The transcript is spliced from 9 exons. The record is from RefSeq and is a predicted model, not a curated record. Gene Ontology annotation, molecular function: ubiquitin protein ligase binding. Gene Ontology annotation, biological process: ubiquitin-dependent protein catabolic process; protein ubiquitination. Lineage: Eukaryota; Viridiplantae; Streptophyta; Magnoliopsida; Malpighiales; Euphorbiaceae.